Phascolarctos cinereus (koala) is the source of this 2413-nucleotide messenger RNA. RefSeq names its product vacuolar protein sorting 45 homolog (gene VPS45). Gene Ontology annotation, biological process: vesicle-mediated transport. NCBI's taxonomy places the organism in Eukaryota, Metazoa, Chordata, Mammalia, Diprotodontia, Phascolarctidae. The record is from RefSeq and is a predicted model, not a curated record.
CGCGCCCGGAAGCGAACGCUCUAGCCGGGGAGGAAGGCGACCCUGCCAAAUAAACAGACCGGCUCUUUGCUUUUUGUAGGGGGGGUGGGGAGACAGCUGCUGUGCGAAAACCUCCCUUUUGCCAACAUGAACGUGGUUUUUGCCGUGAAGCAGUACAUUUCCAAAAUGAUAGAGGACAGUGGGCCCAGCAUGAAAGUACUUCUCAUGGAUAAGGAGACGACUGGUAUAGUGAGUAUGGUGUACACACAAUCAGAGAUUCUUCAAAAGGAAGUGUACCUUUUUGAACGGAUUGAUUCUCUGAAUCGAGAGACCAUGAAACACCUGAAAGCCAUUUGUUUUCUUCGCCCGACAAAGGAAAAUGUGGAUUACCUAAUUCAAGAGCUCCGAAGACCGAAAUAUAGUGUGUAUUUUAUUUAUUUCAGUAACGUGAUCAGCAAGAGUGAUGUGAAGUCAUUGGCUGAGGCUGAUGAACAGGAAGUUGUGGCUGAGGUUCAGGAGUUUUAUGGUGAUUACAUUGCUGUGAAUCCACAUUUGUUUUCCCUCAACAUCUUGGGUUGUUGCCAGGGUCGAAAUUGGGAUCCGGCCCAGCUAUCUAGGACAACCCAAGGACUGACAGCUCUUCUGUUAUCCCUGAAGAAAUGUCCCAUGAUACGUUACCAGCUUUCAUCAGACUCAGCAAAAAGACUUGCUGAAUGUGUGAAGCAAGUGAUAACUAAAGAGUAUGAGCUUUUUGAGUUCCGGAGAACUGAAGUCCCUCCGUUGCUGCUCAUUUUGGAUCGCUGUGAUGACGCCAUAACUCCACUGCUGAACCAGUGGACAUAUCAGGCCAUGGUCCAUGAACUGCUGGGCAUAAACAACAAUCGGAUUGACCUUUCUCGAGUACCAGGGAUCAGUAAAGACCUGAGAGAGGUGGUCUUAUCUGCUGACAAUGAUGAAUUCUAUGCCAAUAACAUGUACCUGAAUUUUGCUGAGAUUGGCAGCAACAUCAAGAAUCUCAUGGAAGACUUCCAAAAAAAGAAACCAAAAGAACAACAAAAAUUAGAAUCGAUAGCGGAUAUGAAGGCCUUUGUGGAGAAUUAUCCACAGUUCAAGAAGAUGUCUGGGACUGUGUCAAAGCAUGUGACUGUGGUCGGGGAGUUGUCUCGGCUGGUCAGUGAGAGGAACCUGCUGGAGGUUUCAGAGGUUGAGCAAGAGCUGGCCUGCCAAAAUGAUCAUUCUGCUGCUCUCCAGAACAUAAAAAGGCUACUGCAGAAUCCCAAAGUAACCGAAUUUGAUGCUGCACGCUUGGUGAUGCUUUAUGCCCUGCAUUAUGAACGGCAUAGCAGUAAUAGCCUUUCUGGACUGAUGAUGGACCUCAGAAAUAAAGGUGUUUCAGAGAAGUAUCGCAAGCUGGUGCCUGCCCUUGUUGAAUAUGGUGGCAAACGAGCAAGGGGAAGUGACCUCUUUAGCCCCAAAGAUGCAGUCGCUAUUACCAAGCAGUUCCUCAAAGGAUUGAAGGGAGUGGAAAAUGUUUAUACACAGCAUCAGCCUUUCCUCUAUGAGACACUGGAUCACCUCAUCAAAGGGAAGCUUAAGGAAAAUCAGUUCCCUUACUUAGGCCCCAGCACACUGAGAGACAGACCUCAAGAUAUCAUCGUAUUUAUAAUUGGAGGGACCACCUAUGAAGAGGCGCUCACAGUUUAUAAUUUGAACCGCACCACUCCUGGAGUUAGGAUUGUCCUGGGAGGAACCACAAUACACAACACAAAAAGUUUCCUAGAGGAAGUUUCAGCAGCGGGGCUGCACAAGCGUAGCACAGAGACCACUCAGGUAACAUCGAGACCCACAAGUAGGCGAUGAGAGUGAGAAGAAGGAGGUGGCUUCCCCGGUCACUCGAUGAGCAGCAUCUCAGAGAACCGGGGGCUUCAAGUGAGCCGCUGCGCAACCUGGUCCAGGCCAGAGCAACUCUUGACCAGUCACCACUUACUUCGCCACUGGCACUCACUUCAGGACUGUCACGGGUGCGUAAAGAGUAAAUCAUGGUCUGCAUUCAAUCCGGUUAUUUCGUGGUCCAGUAAACCUGUUGUUCUUUAUGUGUUUGACACAGCAGUGACUUCAGUUUCUAAUGGGGUUUGGUGAUUGUCUAAUUUGAAAGAAGGGAUACCAGUAUAGUAGAUCAGAGGGGAGUGAAAAUUUUAAGCAUUUGCUAUACAUGCUUUGUUUUCCAUUUCCUCAUUCCUCUCUCCCACUCCCUCCCCUCCCUAACCUUCCCCACUCAUUUUUCAUUAACUACAUUCCUGUACAACUAAUUUCUGAAAACUCUGAAGCAGCACUUCUUCAGAGAGCUGUCUAAUAACGUUCAUUCCCCCAUAUUUUGAUUGUUUUUUGGCCCUGAGAAGCUGUGUAUGAAUAGAAUAAAGUCAGUUUUGUGGAA